AUGGCUUCCCCGCCCCACCAGCAGCUGCUGCAGCACCACAGCACCGAGGUGAGCUGCGACUCCAGCGGAGACAGCAACAGCGUGCGGGUCAGGAUCAACCCCAAGCAGCCGUCCUCCAACAGCCACCCGAAGCAUUGCAAGUACAGCAUCUCCUCCAGCUGCAGCAGCUCCGGGGACUCCGGAGGGGUUCCCCGGAGAAUGGGCGCCGGAGGCCGCCUGCGCAGGAGGAAGAAGCUGCCCCAGCUGUUCGAACGGGCUUCCAGCCGGUGGUGGGACCCCAAGUUCGACUCCGUGAACCUGGAGGAGGCUUGCAUGGAGCGUUGCUUCCCGCAGACCCAGCGCCGCUUCCGCUAUGCGCUCUUCUACAUCGGCUUCGCCUGCCUUCUCUGGAGCAUCUAUUUUGGGGUCCACAUGAAAUCGAAACUGAUUGUCAUGGUAGUCCCUGCUCUGUGCUUCCUCGUGGUGUGUGUGGGCUUUUUUCUGUUUACCUUCACCAAGAUGUACGCCCGCCAUUACGUGUGGACUUCGCUGGUUCUCACCCUCCUGGUGUUCGCCCUGACCCUGGCUGCCCAGUUUCAGGUUUUGACGCCCCUCUCAGGACGAGUUGACAGCUUCAAUCAUUCUCGGGCCGCCAGGCCCACAGACACUUGCUUAUCUCAAGUGGGGAGCUUUUCCAUGUGCAUCGAAGUGCUCUUUUUGCUCUACACCGUCAUGCACUUACCUUUGUACUUGAGUUUGAUUUUGGGAGUGGCCUAUUCUGUUCUUUUUGAGACCUUCGGCUAUCACUUCCAAGACGAAGCCUGCUUUCCCUCACCUGGAGCGGAGGCCCUGCACUGGGAGCUGCUGAGCCGGGCCCUGCUCCACCUCUGCAUUCACGCCAUCGGGAUCCACCUGUUCAUCAUGUCCCAGGUGAGAUCCAGGAGCACCUUCCUCAAGGUGGGCCAGUCUAUUAUGCACGGAAAGGAUCUGGAAGUGGAAAAAGCCCUGAAAGAGAGGAUGAUUCAUUCUGUGAUGCCAAGAAUCAUAGCUGAUGACCUGAUGAAACAGGGGGAUGAGGAGAGCGAGAAUUCUGUCAAAAGGCAUGCCACCUCCAGCCCCAAGAACAGGAAGAAGAAGUCUUCCAUCCAGAAAGCCCCUAUCGCCUUCCGCCCGUUUAAGAUGCAGCAGAUCGAAGAAGUCAGUAUUUUAUUUGCAGAUAUCGUGGGCUUCACCAAGAUGAGUGCCAAUAAGUCUGCCCACGCCCUGGUGGGUCUCCUCAACGAUCUGUUUGGCCGCUUCGACCGGUUGUGUGAGGAGACCAAAUGUGAGAAAAUCAGCACCCUGGGAGACUGCUACUAUUGUGUGGCUGGGUGUCCUGAGCCAAGGGCCGACCAUGCCUACUGCUGCAUCGAGAUGGGGUUGGGCAUGAUAAGAGCCAUCGAGCAGUUCUGCCAAGAGAAGAAAGAGAUGGUGAACAUGCGCGUUGGGGUUCACACGGGGACCGUCCUGUGUGGCAUCUUGGGCAUGAGGAGGUUUAAAUUUGAUGUGUGGUCCAAUGAUGUGAAUUUGGCCAAUCUCAUGGAGCAGCUGGGAGUGGCUGGCAAGGUUCACAUUUCCGAGGCCACCGCAAAAUACCUAGAUGACCGGUACGAAAUGGAGGAUGGGAAAGUUACCGAACGCCUUGGCCAGAGUGUUGUUGCUGACCAGUUGAAAGGUUUGAAGACUUACCUGAUAGCGGGUCAGAGAGCGAAGGAGUCUCACUGCAGCUGUUCAGAGGCCUUACUUUCUGGCUUUGAGGUCCUUGACGGCUCGCGGGUGUCCUCAGGCCCUAGGGGACAGGGGACAGCGUCGCCAGGGAGUGUCAGUGACUUGGCGCAGACUGUCAAAACCUUUGAUAACCUUAAGACCUGCCCAUCGUGCGGAAUCACAUUCACUCCCAAGUCAGAAGCUGGUGCAGAAGGCGGAGCGGUCCAGAACGGCUGUCAGGAGGAGCCCAAGAACAGCGCUAAGGCCUCCGGAGGACCCAGCUCCAAAACGCAAAACGGACUUCUGAGCCCUCCCCCGGAGGAGAGGCUCACCAACAGUCAGACCUCUCUGUGCGAGAUCUUACAGGAGAAAGGCAGGUGGGCAGGCGUGAGCCUGGAUCAGUCGGCGCUCCUUCCGCUGAGGUUCAAGAACAUCCGGGAGAAAACGGACGCCCACUUUGUCGAUGUUAUCAAGGAAGACAGCCUGAUGAAAGACUACUUUUUUAAGCCACCCAUUAACCAGUUCAGCUUGAACUUCCUGGAUCCGGAGCUCGAGCGGGCCUACAGGACCAGCUAUCAAGAAGAGGUUAUAAAGAACUCUCCCGUGAAGACUUUUGCCAGUGCCACCUUCAGCUCCCUCCUGGAUGUGUUUCUGUCGACAACAGUGUUUCUGAUUCUCUCCAUCACCUGCUUCCUGAAGUACGGGGCCGCCUCCACGCCGCCCCCUCCGGCCGCCCUGGCAGUCUUUGGAGCCGCCCUGCUGCUGGAGAUCCUGUCCCUCGUGGUCUCCGUCAGGAUGGUGUUUUUCCUGGAGGAUGUGAUGGCAUGCACCAAGCGCCUGCUGGAGUGGAUAGCCGGCUGGCUCCCGCGCCAUUUCAUCGGGGCCAUCCUGGUGUCCCUCCCUGCCCUGGCGGUGUAUUCACACGUUACCUCCGAGUUUGAGACAAACAUACACUCCACCGUGUUCACGGGCUCCGCCGUGCUGACUGCAGUGGUGCAAUACUGCAACUUCUGCCAGCUCAGCUCCUGGAUGCGGUCCUCCCUGGCCACUGCCGUUGGGGCCGGGCCCCUGCUGCUUCUGCUCUACGUCUCCCUGUGCCCGGACAGUUCCACUGUAAUUUCACACCUUGAUGCAGUACAGAAUUUCAGCUCCACGAGGAAGCUGUGCAACACCUCGCUGCCUCACGACAGCAGGAGCCCAGCCAGCCUGAUCGGCCAGGAGGUAAUUCUCGUCUUCUUCCUCCUGCUCCUGUUGGUCUGGUUCCUGAACCGAGAGUUCGAAGUCAGCUACCGCCUGCACUACCACGGGGACGUGGAGGCGGACCUGCACCGCACCAAGAUCCAGAGCAUGAGGGACCAGGCCGACUGGCUGCUGAGGAACAUCAUCCCCUACCACGUGGCCGAGCAGCUGAAGGUGUCCCAGACCUACUCCAAGAACCACGACAGCGGAGGCGUCAUCUUCGCCAGCAUCGUGAACUUCAGCGAGUUCUACGAGGAGAACUACGAGGGCGGCAAGGAGUGCUACCGGGUCCUCAACGAGCUGAUUGGGGACUUCGACGAGCUCCUGAGCAAGCCGGACUACAGCAGCAUCGAGAAGAUCAAGACCAUCGGGGCCACGUACAUGGCCGCGUCUGGGCUGAACGCCACUCAGUGCCGCGACGGCAGCCACCCGCAGGAGCACCUGCAGAUCCUCUUCGAGUUUGCCAAGGAGAUGAUGCGUGUGGUGGACGACUUCAACAACAACAUGCUGUGGUUCAACUUCAAGCUCAGGGUGGGCUUCAACCAUGGGCCCCUGACGGCGGGCGUCAUCGGCACCACCAAGCUGCUCUACGACAUCUGGGGGGACACGGUCAACAUCGCCAGCAGGAUGGAUACCACGGGCGUGGAGUGCCGCAUCCAGGUCAGCGAGGAGAGCUACCGCGUCCUGAGCAAGAUGGGCUAUGAGUUCGACUACCGAGGGACGGUGAACGUCAAGGGCAAAGGCCAGAUGAAGACCUACCUAUACCCCAAGUGCAUGGACAGUGGGUUGGUGCCACAGCACCAGCUGUCCAUCUCUCCCGACAUCCGCGUCCAGGUGGAUGGCAGUAUCGGACGCUCCCCCACAGACGAGAUAGCCAACCUGGUGCCUUCCGUUCAGAACCCGGACCAGGUGUCCCUGGGUUCCGAGAACAACGCCCAGACCAGGGACGCUCACCCGUCUGCUAAGAGACCCUGGAAGGAGCCCAUCAGAGCCGAAGAAAGGUGUCGGUUCGGCAAAGCCAUAGAGAAAAGCAACUGUGAAGAAGCCGGGAUGGAGGAAGCCAACGAACUCACCAAGCUCAACGUCUCAAAGAGGGCGUGA
Molecule: messenger RNA, 4065 nt
Organism: Rangifer tarandus platyrhynchus (Svalbard reindeer)
Lineage: Eukaryota; Metazoa; Chordata; Mammalia; Artiodactyla; Cervidae
Source: the annotation of a GenBank genome assembly